Molecule: messenger RNA, 1520 nt
Organism: Klebsormidium nitens
Lineage: Eukaryota; Viridiplantae; Streptophyta; Klebsormidiophyceae; Klebsormidiales; Klebsormidiaceae
Source: the annotation of a GenBank genome assembly
CCGCAAUUCGCUUUGCAGAAGGCUAGAGUCGAUGUGAGACCCGAAGGCUGCAAAGUGCAUGGCAGAUUGACCUGCCCUAACUGCCACAAGCUUUCAUAAACUCUGCAGAACACACACAUCCUGCAAAGCAACUUCACCAUUUGCAAACUUCAAGCCUUUAUCUUUGCUUCCAAAGUCGCUUCCAACGGAACACGCUCAAGCAGUUCAGUUAGAGUUUGAUCACUCUCACCAAGCAGCCAACAUGUCUUCCUACCAGGAUAGCGCGAAGAGGACCGCCGAUGAUGCCGGCAGCAAGGCCCAGGACUAUGCUGGCGCAGCCCAGGGCAAGGCUCAGGAUUAUGCAGGCGCAGCCCAGAACAAGGCUCAGGACGCCAAGGGCACUGCCUCUGACUAUGCAAGCAAGGCUCAGGAUAAGGCCGGGGAGAUGGGCAGCAGGGCUCAGGAGAGCGCUCAGCAGACCAAGGACCAGGCAGGCAGUGCCCUAGGGGAUGCCCGGAACAAGGCUGGGGAGUAUGGUCAGUACACUCAGGACAAGGCCGGGGAGACUGCCCAGGCUGCCAAGGACAAGGCUGGCUCCGCUUACAACCAGGCUGGCGAGUAUGCCCAGGGUGCUCGGGACAAGGCUGGGGACUAUGCUCAGGGAGCCAAGGAGAAGGCCGGCGAGACCUAUGACCAGGCUGCGAAGACCGCCAGCGAUUACACCGGUGCUGCCAAGGACAACACCCAGUCUGCAUACCAGCAGACCAAGGAGGCUGUUGGCAACACCUACAACUCUGUUGCAAACACUGUCACCGAUUAUGCCAAGUCUGCACAGGAGACGGUCGGCAGCUACGCUCAGUCCGCGAAGGAGACUGUCCUAGGCAAAAGCGAGGAGGCGAAAGAUGCUGCCAACAAGGCGGGCGAGAGCGCUAAGCAGACGGGAGAGGAUUUGUCCAAGAAGACGCAAGGUGCUGCGCAGGACGCCAAGAACAGAGUCUCCAACCAGUAAAAGCAAUGCUGGACGUUGACCACACUCCGCCUACCACAAAUUUUGUUACAGACAGACAGCAGCAAAGUGAAGUACAUGAUCAUCUCAGUUUUCCUGCAAUAGACUCGAAGGCGAAGGGACAGGGACAGGGUGCAACGGAUAGUGUGUGGAAAGAUUUGCAAGCAACUGAGUUGGACAUGGUCGUUGAGGGAGAAGACGAUACGUUGCAAGCAUUGGGCGGAAAACCUCUCAAUACAAAUAAAUCAGCAACGUUUCGGAAGGGAAGGAUCAUACGGAUGGGUUCUGCAACACUUUGAAGCUGAGAAACGCUUGUACAUUAAUGUAGCUGGAAGAACAUCUAACAGGCCGACAUAUAAAUUGUAGAUGAGCAAUAAUCGCACGCUAAGUUACAUGUAGAAAAAUUUGCAUCCUGAUUCUUUGCGCAGCAACGUGUUUGUAAUGUCACAUCUCAUCACCUUGAUCUGUGCGACAUUGAUUACUAUGAUCACUUGACAUUGAACAUGGAAGAAUUAGAUAACAAAGUCAUUCCAUU